UCCCAGCAACGAAGCCGAUGAGACUCGCCGGUCGUGUCUCUCGCUCAGUCCAGUUCAGACACCGAUCUCCGUCGUCUUAGCUCGCGAAGCUGCAAUCUCACCGUGCAGGCCAUGACGAACUAGCCGAAUCGGAGUGACUGUUCGGAGCUUCGCUCUCCCGGUUCGUCGUCUGUUUGGAUCUCCGCUCCUGGUUUUGUUUGUCCGGCGAUCGGGGAGCCGUGUGCUUUUUUUUUUUUUAGGGCAAAGGAUGUGGAACUUCGCGCGGAUCGCGGCCUCGAGCCUGCGGGGAACGAGGCGGCUCUCCACUGCCAUACCUGGUCCGUGCAUCGUGCACAAGCGGGGUGCCGAUAUUCUCCACGAUCCGUGGUUCAACAAGGACACUGGCUUCCCGUUGACUGAGAGAGAUCGACUUGGGCUCCGGGGCCUCCUUCCACCUCGUGUGAUAUCCUUUGAACAACAAUAUGAGCGAUUCAUGCAAUCAUAUCGGUCAUUAGAGAAAAAUACUCGUAAUGAACCGGAGAGUAUUUCGUCAUUGUCAAAGUGGAGGAUUCUAAAUAGGCUGCAUGACAGGAAUGAGACACUUUACUACCGAGUUCUAAUUGACAACAUCAAAGAUUUUGCCCCAAUAAUUUAUACCCCCACUGUAGGACUAGUGUGUCAAAAUUAUUCAGGCUUAUUUAGACGUCCUCGUGGAAUGUACUUCAGCGCAAAGGAUAAAGGAGAAAUGAUGUCCAUGAUCUAUAACUGGCCUGCUCAACAGGUAGACAUGAUAGUCCUCACAGAUGGUAGUCGGAUUCUUGGGCUUGGUGACCUUGGAGUUCAGGGGAUUGGAAUCCCAAUUGGAAAGCUAGAUAUGUAUGUUGCAGCUGCCGGUAUCAACCCACAGCGAAUACUCCCCGUGAUGCUUGAUGUUGGCACCAAUAAUCAGAAACUACUUGAAGAUCGGCUUUAUUUAGGGCUUCGACAACCCAGGUUGGAAGGGGAAGAGUAUCUUGAAAUUGUUGAUGAAUUUAUGGAAGCUGUAUACACACGUUGGCCAAAGGCAAUUGUACAGUUCGAAGAUUUUCAAUUUAAGUGGGCUUUUGAGACAUUGCAACGAUAUCGUACAAGGUUUUGCAUGUUCAAUGAUGACAUACAGGGAACAGCUGGUGUUGCACUUGCAGGAUUGUUGGGAACAGUGAGAGCCCAAGGUCGGCCAUUGACAGACUUUGUUAAGCAGAAGAUUGUUGUAGUGGGUGCUGGGAGUGCGGGGCUCGGUGUUCUUAAGCAGGCUGUACAGGCUGUUUCAAGAAUGGCAGGGAAUAGUGAAGCAGCUGCAAAUAGUCAAUUUUAUUUGCUCGACAAAGAUGGUCUUGUCACAAAAGCAAGAAAAAAUCUUGAUCCUGCUGCUGCACCAUUUGCUAAAGACCCAGGAGAAAUCGAUGGUCUUGCAGAGGGAGCCAACCUACUUGAAGUGGUUAAGAAGGUCAGGCCCCAUGUGCUCCUUGGUUUGUCUGGAGUUGGUAGCAUCUUCAACGAGGAGGUGCUUAAGGCAAUGAGAGAAUCCGAUUCACCUAAACCUGCUAUUUUUGCCAUGUCCAAUCCCACAAACAAUGCUGAAUGCACUGCUGCUGAUGCUUUUAAGCAUGCUGGAGAAAAUAUAGUUUUUGCUAGUGGAAGCCCUUUCACAAAUGUUGAUCUUGGGAACGGAAAAGUCGGUCAUGUAAAUCAAGCAAAUAAUAUGUACCUUUUCCCUGGAAUUGGUCUGGGAACCCUUCUUUCUGGUGCUCAUUUUAUCACUGAUGGAAUGUUACAAGCAGCUGCUGAGUGCCUUGCUUCUUAUAUGACGGAUGAAGAAGUUCAAAAUGGCAUCCUGUAUCCAUCUAUUAAUAGCAUUAGGCAUAUAACAGCAGAAGUUGGGGCUGCUGUUUUACAAGCAGCUGUUGCAGAAGAACUGGCUGAGGGACAUGGCGAUAUCGGGCCGCGAGAACUGAUGCACAUGUCAAAGGAGGAAAAAGUGCAAUAUGUCAGAAGAAACAUGUGGUACCCUAUCUACAGUCCCCUUGUUCACGAAAAAUAGAGCCUCCACCUUCCAAUCUAUCCGCAGAGGUUAAUAAAAUACUGGACGAGAUAAAGUGUAGCCACGCGGACGACUCGAGUUGUAGACGACUCAUGAGUCUCACGUGAAGAACGAUGAUGAAGAAAGAUUCAGGACUAGGAAUAUGCUACUACUACUGCUACGGGUGAACACACUUUUAACUCUAGAUUAUUUGUGCGGGCAUUUGCCAGGUGAAUCACUGCGGUAUUUGCAUAUGGUGGUGUUAAGACUUUAGAUGAUCAAUUUUAUGGCUGUUCCCAUACUUCUUUCCCUGAAAGCUGAUGUCCUCUUGUUAUGUGAA
Rhodamnia argentea is the source of this 2378-nucleotide messenger RNA. Its product is annotated as NAD-dependent malic enzyme 59 kDa isoform, mitochondrial. Lineage: Eukaryota; Viridiplantae; Streptophyta; Magnoliopsida; Myrtales; Myrtaceae. Bases 248 to 2059 code for a protein of 603 amino acids. Gene Ontology annotation, cellular component: mitochondrion. The record is from RefSeq and is a predicted model, not a curated record. Gene Ontology annotation, molecular function: NAD binding; malate dehydrogenase (decarboxylating) (NAD+) activity. The transcript is spliced from 19 exons. Gene Ontology annotation, biological process: pyruvate metabolic process; malate metabolic process.